This is a messenger RNA of Talpa occidentalis (Iberian mole), 2676 nucleotides long. Its product is annotated as E3 ubiquitin-protein ligase TRIM38-like. NCBI's taxonomy places the organism in Eukaryota, Metazoa, Chordata, Mammalia, Eulipotyphla, Talpidae. The record is from RefSeq and is a predicted model, not a curated record. Gene Ontology annotation, molecular function: protein binding; zinc ion binding. Bases 104 to 1495 code for a protein of 463 amino acids. The transcript has 6 exons.
UUUCAAGAUUAGUAGAGGCACAAAUAUCCAGGUUAUGUGUAUUUCCAUCACUGUGAAAAGUUCUGUCUGCCUCUAACCACAAUAUUGGAGUUUUCAGAGAGCCAUGGCCUCAGCCCUCAUUACCAAGAAGAUGAGGGAGGAAGCCACGUGCCCCAUCUGCCUGCAGCUGAUGACAGAGCCCGUGAGCAUCGACUGUGGGCACAGCUUCUGCCGCGGGUGCAUAACAGAUUUACUUGUUAAUCAACGACAAGGGACAUCAUCCUUGAGGAGGUCCCACUGUCCCCUGUGUCGGGCACCAUUUAAGAAGGACAAUCUCCGGCCCAUAAAGCAACUGGAAAACCUCAUUGAGAGCAUCAAGGAGCUGGAGCGUGAGAGGCUGUGUGAGGAACACAAGGAGCGGCUCCACCUGUUCUGUGAGGACGACGGGCAGCUCAUCUGCUGGCGCUGUGAGCGCUCCCCCCAGCACAGAGGACACACCACAGAACUUGUGGAGGAGGCAGCCCUAGGCUACAGGGAAAUUUUCCAGAAAGCUCUGACUGAACUGAGGGAAGAGGAAAACCAAUAUCAGAGCCUGAAGUUGACCACAAAAGAGCAAAUAAGGCAAUGGAGGGAGAAGACAGUGCUUGAGAAAAGUAAAAUCCAUUAUGAUUUUGAGAAUCUCUACAACUUCCUCCGUGUUGAGGAGAAGUGUUGUCUGUGGAGACUGGAGAGGGAAAAAGAGCAGACUCUGAAGAUUCUGCAGGACAAUGAGGCGAGUCUGGAAAAGCAGAGCCAGGAACUCAAGAGCCACAUGCAGGAGCUAGAGAAGAAAUGUCAGGGCCCAGCCCAGGAUUUGCUGCAGGACAUGAGAGACACCUUGGUCAGGAGUUUGACUGUGACGCUGAAAGUACCAGAGGCUGUGUCUUUGGACCUUCAGACUGUGUGCAAUGUUUCUGAGCUUUACUUGGAUUUGAAGAAAAUGUUAAAGAGCUACCAAGUCCGUGUGACCCUGGAUCCAGGCACAGCUCAUACUGACACAAUUGUCUCUGACGAUCGAAGACAAGUGACCUAUGGUGGGCCCCAGUUGAACCUUGGAAAUUCUCUAAGAUUUCUUGACCUACCCUGGGUUCUUGGCUGUGAGUGCUUCACCUCAGGAAGACAUUACUUUGAAGUGAAUGUGGAAGUAGAUUCUGGGUGGGAUUUAGGUGUUUGUCUGGAAAAUGUACCCAAAGGUGCUCCCAUGAGUCUGCAACCUAAGUCUGGAUUCUGGGUCAUUAGAUCAUGCGAAGGGAAAGAUUACGUAGCCCUUACCUAUCCCCCAACUUGCCUUCCUCUGAAGGAGCAAAUCUGGGUGUUGGGGGUUUUUGUGGACUGUGAGGCCGGACGUGUGUCCUUUUACAACAUGACAAGUACUGUCUCCCACAUCUUCACCUUCCCAAGGGCCUCCUUCUCUGAUACUCUCCGGCCCUUUUUUGGGGUUUCUCAAGGUUCCGCUUUAUUCCUAAAUUCACAAUAAUAGUAAAGAAAGGAAUAGGUUUUCGUAGCCUCCUUCUGGGUAUAACCAUCCUAGAGAAUAUAAUAAAAGUUCCCUCAGGGAAGAAACUUGGUCUUUCCUUCACUUACAUUUUUCUGUACCUGGAACAGUGCCAACUCUGGGUGGAUACUAGAUAGAUCUGCAUUGGGUGAAUGUAUAUACAGACUAAAAAUAUUUAAUCAGUGGAGAAUGUAAGAUAACAUCCACAGGUAUACAUUGUCCUCUCCACCCAUCUUCAGAGGGUUCAGAUCUCUGAUUUCCCAGUUCCUGGUCUGACAGCAGGGUGGCCAGAGGUCAGAGGGGUGAGUGCUCUCAGUUUGUUUGAUAGCAUCAGAAGUCAGGUGUGGGGAGGAGGGGAAAUUGUAGUUGUCCCUGUCAACUGCAGAGAAGAGCAGGAACAUCAAAAUAAUGGUGACCCUUCUAACCACAGAGUUGAUGUCCUGGGAGUCUACUUAGGUGACAAGCAGGUGACGUGUGAGAGAAAAGCUACAGUGGUUUACAGUGAGAGGGUUCAGACAGGGAGGAGAUUCAUUGUAAAAAAGAACUCUGACAAGGCUUCAGUCUAGAAAUGAAAUUGAUUUAUUCCAGAUUGCGCUAGUGCCACCUAUUUUUAAAUAUUUUAUUAAUUUUAAUUUGUUUUUGUGUGUGUAGAAGAACUGGGGUGUAGGCCAGAGAUGGGAGGGGUGAGAGGAUUUGCCAGAGACAGAGUUGGGAGCAGAACAGGUGGAUUUACUGAAAUACCCUGCUGAGGGGAGCAGUGGGUAAGACAGGAGAGGUGUGCUUCUCCAUAUGUGGGUUGACUCCCUGGCUGGGUAGUAGUGGUGAUAGCACUGAGACUUCACCCCCAGGCUAUCAGGGAGGCCCUAUCUUGAAAUAUUUUAAAAUCUGAAAAAGUAUUUCUCGCUGGUAGUAUUUUGGUAGCCUCUUUCACCAGAUAUGACAUAAUAGGCCUUGCAAUACACAGAUACAUCCUUAUCAUACUUAAAUUAUCCGACCUAAGUAAGCCAAGGCUGGCACCAUGGUGCAGUCAGCCAUAUCUCAAACUGCAUUAGUGAUGUCCCAAGAAAGUCACCAAAUUGCUAAAUGUCAUGGUAUGUAGUUAAUAUAAAAAUCAAUGUGUGGGCCUCCCCGGUGGCGCAGCGGUUGAGCGCUGGGUUGAGAAG